Molecule: messenger RNA, 1725 nt
Organism: Xiphophorus couchianus (Monterrey platyfish)
Lineage: Eukaryota; Metazoa; Chordata; Actinopteri; Cyprinodontiformes; Poeciliidae
Product: histone H3.3
Exons: 4
Coding region: 171-581 (136 amino acids)
Cellular component (GO): nucleosome
Molecular function (GO): DNA binding; protein heterodimerization activity; structural constituent of chromatin
Source: RefSeq, a predicted model, not a curated record
CAUUGCAUUGUGGGAGUAAAGAUGAUUGACACCGGCGCCAUUUUGCUCCUGCUCGCUCCGCUUCCAUUGUGUGAGAGAUAGUAAAUAUCUGACACUGCCACACAACCACAACACACUGAAACGCUGCGAAGCGAAAGCCGACAAUUCAGCCCCGGUGAAACUUUGUCGUCAUGGCCCGUACCAAGCAGACCGCUCGUAAGUCCACUGGAGGAAAAGCUCCUCGUAAGCAGCUGGCCACCAAGGCCGCCCGCAAGAGCGCCCCCUCUACCGGGGGUGUCAAGAAACCCCAUCGUUACAGGCCCGGUACCGUGGCUCUCAGGGAGAUCCGUCGGUACCAGAAGUCCACAGAGCUGCUGAUCCGUAAGCUGCCAUUCCAGCGCCUGGUGAGGGAGAUCGCUCAGGACUUCAAGACCGACCUGCGCUUCCAGAGCGCCGCCAUCGGAGCUCUACAGGAGGCCAGCGAGGCCUACCUGGUGGGUCUGUUCGAGGACACCAACCUGUGCGCCAUCCACGCCAAGCGGGUCACCAUCAUGCCCAAAGACAUCCAGCUGGCCCGCCGUAUCCGCGGAGAGCGCGCUUAGACACUCCUCUCCACUCCUGUUUUUCUGUCCCUGUCCUCACUGCUCCCACCCCCACCCCCCACCCCCCAGCCCUGCUCAACUUCUUAGUAGACUUUAGGCUGAUCCUGAUCAUGAGCAGAUAGAAACAAGUCGAAGUCUGGUCUCUCGUAGAAGUUUUUCAUCCUCAUAAAAUGUUUUAGGGUACCUUUCUUUUCUUUUUUUUUUGUGCAUGUAAAAAGUUUUGUGGAUCAGAUGCGCAUGUGCACACGCAUACUCAAAUGUGUAUCACUGGAUUUUCCUGGUGCUUCUCAACACGGAGCCCGCCUCUGAGCUCACCUGUUCUGUUGGAGGUCAGCUGGCGCAGCUUGUGGAGCAAACAGAGCUGGAGCGCAGGGACCUGGCCGAGGGGCUAGUCUGCUUAAGGGGAGCUGCAACUUCCACAGCAGGGUGCUAUUAAAACUAGCCCUGAGGCCCCCUGAACACCCCCCCUCACACCGCCCCUGACCCCCAGCUGGGGGAGAGGCUGGACUGCUGCUCUGUUUGUGUGAACCCACCAGCCCUGACCUUCCAAACCAACUGUACUCGACAAACGUCAAUCUCUCAGUUCUUACAUGAAAAGUUCGUGGGUAUGGUGUCGGUGGUUUGUUUUCUUCUUUUUUUUUUCUUCUACACAUAAAAUUCAUAAUUUACAGAGUACAUCUUAUUUUACCACUUUCUAAAUUAUCAAAAAUAAAACAGAAUUGAGUUUUCUGCGGUGAUUUUAUUUGCUGUAGGAGUUUUUUGAGGAGCUUCUGUUUUCCCAGGAAACUAUUAUUCCCAUCGCAACCACACGGGGGCGUUAGAUCACCGUCACCUUUUCUUUUCAGUUCGUCACUGCAGGUCUGUAAUCACACUCGAUGCUACUGGCGCCCCCUGUCUCCACAGAUCAGCAUUAGAUUUGACAUAGUGAAAGUUCUCUGCAUGUUUCAGGUCUUUGUCUUUCCUGCCAGCUCUGAGCGUAUAAACUGUCCCUUUUCUUGAAAUUUCUGAUACAGAAUAUAACCUCAUAAUUGUUUUCUUUUAUAUUUUUCUUAUUCCUUGAGAUUUUCAGACGUAUAAAUAAGCUGAUCUUUGUAUUUUCCAAAUUUCUCAUAUUAUGGUGGUAAUAAAUAGAUGUUAAAACAAG